Arachis ipaensis is the source of this 810-nucleotide messenger RNA. NCBI's taxonomy places the organism in Eukaryota, Viridiplantae, Streptophyta, Magnoliopsida, Fabales, Fabaceae. The record is from RefSeq and is a predicted model, not a curated record.
AUGAAGAAGGCUGGCAUGGUGGGAUGCACAGCUUGCCACACUCCUCUCCCUUCUACAACAAAAAUUUCUGCCCUUGGAGGUUCAAAUUUCCAUGAUCCAAGUUUGUAUCGUUCUGUCAUUGGAAGCUUGCAAUAUCUAACCAUUACCAGGCCUGAAAUCAGCUUCUGUGUCAACAAACUUGCUCAGUUUUUUCAAUCUCCCCUGGAUUCACAUUGGAAAAUGGUCAAACGUGUGCUGAGGUAUCUGAAUGGCACAGCAUCUUAUGGCUUGCAUCUUAAGAAGGACUCUGAAAUGAACAUUGCUAUGAAGAUCACUGCUUAUAGUGAUUCUGACUGGGCUGGUGACCCUGAUGACAGAGAGUCAACCACUGGAUACUGUGUGUUCCUUGGCUCCAAUCUGGUAUCCUGGGCUUCGAAGAAACAAACGGCUGUAGCCAGGUCUAGUACUGAGGCAGAGUACAGGAGCAUGGCAGAGACAGUAGCGGAGCUAGUGUGGAUAAGGAAUCUUAUGGCUGAGUUAAAAUUAGCUAUCUCUGAGGCACCUGUAGUGUAUUGUGACAAUCUGAGUGCUGUAUUGUUGGCAGCAAACCCAAUCUUACAUUCCAAAUCCAAGCAUUUCAAAAUUGAUCUUCACUUCGUCAGAGAUCAUGUCACCAAUAAAGAAAUUCAAGUGAGUCACAUUCCAGGGGCAACACAGGUGGCAGAUAUUUUCACCAAAGCAAUACCUUCUGAGACUUUUCUACACUUUCGAACCAGGCUAAACAUCUGUGAUCAACAAGCAGUUGCAAGCACUCCAGAAAGGAAAAACUAG